Messenger RNA from Schistosoma margrebowiei, 2544 nucleotides. The record is from the annotation of a GenBank genome assembly. Lineage: Eukaryota; Metazoa; Platyhelminthes; Trematoda; Strigeidida; Schistosomatidae.
AUGUGUGAUACAUCCAUUGAAUGUUAUACAGGAUUAUAUAAAUAUCUUAAUGAUUCAACUCAAUUAAAUAGUACAAUACGUGAAGAAUUAUUACGUAUUUAUUGGGAAGAAUUAAAUGAAUUAAAAAUACAAUCAGAAAUACCAAUUUUAUUAUUAAUUAUUAUUAUAAUAAUCUUUUUAAUUAUGAUAUUAUUUGGUAUAUUUGGUAGUAGUUUAGUUAUAUUUAUUAUAUUAAAUAAUCGUUCAAUGCGUACACGAGGUAAUUUAUUUAUAUUAAAUUUAGCUAUAUCUGAUUUAACAUUAUGUUUAAUAACACAACCAUUUAAUUUAUUACGUUUAUUAACUAAUAAUUAUAAUUGGAUAUUAGGACAAUUUAUGUGUAAAUUUUCAGCUAUGUUUCAAGGGACUAAUAUAUUUGUAUCAACAUUUAGUAUAACAGCUAUUGCAAUUGAUAGAUUUCAAUGUAUCAUUUAUCCUACAACAACCCAUCGUGGUAAUAUAAAUACAGCAAUUAAAUUAAAUUAUUUAACAUGGAUUACAGCAUUUAUAUUAGCUAGUCCAUUAAUUUAUUUUUCACAUAUUACUCAAUUAAAUCAUUUACAAUGUACUGAAAAAGCUAAUAAUCCUACUAUUCAAAAAUUAAAAGUAUUUUAUUCAUUAGCUGCAUUAAUUAUACAAUAUAUGACACCAUUAAUAAUUGUUAUCAUUGUAUAUUAUCGUAUUUGUUUAAGUAUACGUGAUCGUAAAUUAAGGGCAAUUCAAAAAAUAUGCUUAUCACAAAUUAUACAUAAACAAAUUCAUGAACAAUAUCAUAAAGAUGAAAAGAUAUUAUAUACAAAAGAGAAUAGAAUUUCUUAUAGUAAAACACAGCUUCAUCCCCAUCACCACCAUCACUACCAACACCACCCCCAUCUCCACCCCCACCCACACAGUAAUAAUAAUGAUAAUGUUUAUUGUUUAAAUAAUAAUCAACAAAUUAAUAAAUCACCACAGAAACAAGAUAUGAUUUUAUCACCUAUACCAACAAUAUCAAUAACAUCACAAAAAGAAGCAAUUGAUCGUAGACAUCGUAAAGCCAUUAUAUUAUCCACAGUAAUUGCUAUUAUAUUUUGUUUAAGUUGGUUACCAAUUAAUACAAUGAAUGUAAUCAGUGAUAUACGUGAAUUAAUUAUUAUAAGUAGUAUUGAUAUAGCAAUUAAAAAUUUAAAAAUCAAUGAAUACGAUCAUAGUAACAACAGUAAUCAUAAUAAUAGUAAUAAUAAUAAUAAUAAUACAAUAAAUAGUGAUAUACCUAUCACAUCGGAUUCAAUGAUACAACAUUCAACAACCAAUUUAAAAGCAAUUAAUCAAAUUAUGAGUAUUGAAGCUAAUAACAUUAAUGCUAUUACAGUAAUUAUAACACAAGCAUUAUGUUUAUUAUUAAUAUUAAGUUCAGCUUGUUUAAAUCCUAUAUUAUAUGGUUGGUUAAAUAAAACAUUUCGUAUGGAAUUUUAUCAAGUAUUACGUAUUCAUUCAUCUUUAUUACAUAAUAUGAAAUCAUCUAAUAAAAAUAAUUCAUUGGAUAUAAGUAUAAAUAAAAAUCAUUUAAAUCAUGAUAAUGAUUUGAUUGAAGAAAACCUAGAUCAUCACCAUCAUCAUCAUCAUCAUCAACAACAUGAACAACAACACCAUCACCACCACCAACAUCAUCACCAUCACCAUCAUCAUCAUCAUCUUGAACAGCCUAAGCAACAACAACAACAACGUCCUUAUCAAUUAUCAAAUGAUCAUAUGAAUAAAGUAAGAAUUGAAUAUAAUAGUUCAUUAACACCUACACAAGAUUCAUGUACUCUAUUUUCAUUAUUUACAUCAAAAUCAAUUGAAUUGAAUUCAACACCAAAUUCAAUGCAUAGCGGUAGUAUUAAUAAUACUCCUAAAAAUUCCAUUACUAAUACUAACUAUAGUAUGAAUAAUAAUAAUAAUAAUAAUAAUAAUAAUGAUUUAUUGAUGAAAUAUAUUCAAUUAAAGAAUGAUGAAUUAUUCAAUGAAGAUCAAAUUUCCGAAAAGAUCAUUCAUGAACAUGAAACCUAUCAGAAAUUAAAUCUAGAUCAUAAUUUAAUUAAUAUUACUACUACUACUAAUAAUAAUAUAAAUAAGGAUACAAGAAGCUGUUUUGUAUUAAAUAGUAAUGACAAGGAUGAUGAGGAGGAGGAUGAGGAUGAUGAAUGUGAUGUGAUUCCAGAGACAGAGAGUAAUAUUGAUUUAACAAAUCUCAGAUAUUUACCAGAUAUAACGUCUAUUUAAUCAAAGAAUUUCUUCUCAAUUAUUUUUUCUUUCUUUCUCUCUAUAUUUCAAUUGAUCUUCUUUUGUGUGAUUUCAUUUUGAGCUCUGGUUUUUGUGUUUGUGUGUGUGUGUGUGUCAUAUUCUUCCAGUUGAUAUUUUGUUCUGGGUUAUUUUUGUUCUUUAUGUUAUGAUGAUAAGUACGCUUUUAGAAGAAUAAGAAGAAGAAGAAGAAAAAGAAGAAGAAGAAGGAUAAUGAGAAGAAAUACAUUAUUUCAUUACUGA